AGGUGGCACUGACUGGCACUGAUGGGUGACAUUGAAAGGCAGCUCAGAUGGGCACUGAUAUGUGGCACUGAUGGGCACUGGCACAUGGCACUGAUGGGCACUGGCACAUGGCACUGAUGGGCACUGACAGGUGGCACUUCUGGGGCCACACUGAUCAUCAGGGCACACUGAUCAUCACUGUCAGCAUGACAGCUCGAGAGGAGAGAAAUGCCGAUAACCUGCAUUUUCCAUGUUUACAUGUGAUCAGCUGUGAUUGGACACAGCUG
Messenger RNA from Staurois parvus, 266 nucleotides. The record is from the annotation of a GenBank genome assembly. Lineage: Eukaryota; Metazoa; Chordata; Amphibia; Anura; Ranidae.